GUCGCUAUCUGUGGCAGAGGUGGAGGCACAGGCCCAUGACAGAAGAGGCGGCGUGCGGGGGUUGCUGGAGGGCCCGGCGGGGGGAGGGGGCGGGGCAGUCCCCGACUACAGGCACCCCAUCCUCAAACUGAUCUCUUCCAAGACGGUGGAGGAGAUAGAGCGCCAGCAUCUGGAGGAGCACAAGCUCAAGGCAGGAGGCGUGCCCCCCGAGGCCAGCCCAGCGACGGGUCACGGGUCAAGGUCACCGGCCGGGGCCACGGAGAGCGCAGGGAUGGAGCUGAUGCAGCUGCUGGGACAAGGGGGCGGGGCUAAAGUCCCGUCAGGCCACGCCCCCAUGCCAGGAGAGGGAGGGUCUGACAGGGGAGGGGGCGGGGGAGCCGCCAUGGACAGUGCUGCUGCUGUGAAGAAACUCAUCACUCUACAAG
Molecule: messenger RNA, 425 nt
Organism: Aplysia californica (California sea hare)
Lineage: Eukaryota; Metazoa; Mollusca; Gastropoda; Aplysiida; Aplysiidae
Product: mRNA-decapping enzyme 1A
Biological process (GO): positive regulation of catalytic activity; deadenylation-independent decapping of nuclear-transcribed mRNA; deadenylation-dependent decapping of nuclear-transcribed mRNA
Cellular component (GO): P-body
Molecular function (GO): enzyme activator activity; mRNA binding
Source: RefSeq, a predicted model, not a curated record